AAACAAGUCUUUGAAAGGAUUGCAAAUAUAGAGAACUAGAAAGAACAGGAACCUAUUUAAAACGAAAAAGAUUCUAUUUUAGGGAAUGAUUUAUGUUUUAAAUGCUUAAAAAGCUCCUACUAGACUUUCAGUAACCUUUGAGUAGAUGUCAAAUCUCUGACAUAUAAGUAGGUAUGGGUCGAAAAGAGAAACGCUUCGAUUUUGCAAUCUUAAGUCAGCCUUUUAGAAGAAUCGCUUAAAACUUUUUAUAAACAAUACUAAACUUCUUUUUGAUUCAACAAGUGACUUACUACAAGAAAAAAAAUAUUAUGUUGUUUAACGUACUUUAGCGUGCAUGAGCAUUGACUACUUCCUCACUUCCUUUCCAGACCCAACGUCCCUGAAGAAGGGAAUUGCUUUUUUAAAAGAAAAUGUCUGCUCCUCCUUGGCAACAGGUACCACAUGAUGAAGAAGAUGAAUCAAUAGAAUAUUCGCAAAAAUCACAAGAGGCGAUACAGCCGGUUUCCGACUGGCACGAAGUGAAAACCGAGGAUGGCCGUGUGUACUAUUACGACUCAAUAUCGAGGAAAAGUGUAUGGGAGAAACCAGAGGAACUCAUGAAUGAAUUUGAACGAAAACUUUCAAAACUUGCUUGGAAAGAGUACACCACGGCUGAUGGAAAGCAGUAUUGGUAUAAUGUAAAUACGCGUGAAUCCGUAUGGGAAAUACCCGAAGAAUACAGGAAGGCGAUCACCGAGGAGACACAUCCUAAAGCCAAGCAGGCGCAACCCUCUGGUCAUCGUAAACAAGAUGCUCGUUCUGAACCGUAUUCAGAGUCCACAUCUCAACCAGCCAGACCUGAUAGAGAACAAGCAGCGCCUUCAAAAGAUGCGAAUUCUCGAAAACGUGCUCCUAAUUUUGUACCUCCUAAAGAAAAGCGUCAACGACGUGGAGAUCAUCGUGAAGAGGAUUUCGAUACAUAUGAGGCCGCUGAGCGAGCUUUUUUCAGGUUUCUGGAUUCAUACAAUGUUACCCCGAGCUGGACUUGGGAACAAGCUGUUUAUGAAUUAUGUACUGAAAAAGGAUAUUAUGUUAUAAAGAAUCCUUGGGAACGGAAAUGCGCUUUUGAUGCUUAUAUAAUGAAUUAUUUGACGGAACAGAGUGACAGAGAAAAGAAUCGAAUUUUGUCUCUCCGGAAAGACUUUUUUGGUCUUUUGAAAUCAAGAAAUGACAUUCAUUCAUAUACUUUAUGGAGAACUGUGAAGUCGCUGCUGGCUGAUGAACCUGCUUUUUUGGCUGCGCCCACCGAGUUUGAACGACAGUUGUUGUUUUUCGAAUAUAGACAAAAAUUAAAAGAAGAUGAUGAAAAGCAACAAAAAGAUAACAGAAAAGCAGCUUUAGAUGACUUCUGUAUCCUUUUGAACAAGUUGGAGUUGGAUCCUUACACGAGGUGGAAUGCAGCUCAAGCAAAAUUUGAAAGUGAUCCUCGCUAUCAGAAAAAUCCAAAUAUGAAAAAUCUAUCACCUCUAGAAGCUCUUACGGCUUAUGAGAGUCAUAUUAAACAGCUUGAGCGCCAGUAUAUCACGGAAAAGCAAAGACUCAAGAAAGAAAAAUUUAGAACCGAAAGAAAGAAUCGCGAUGCUUUUCGCAUCCUUUUACUUCAUCUUCGGCAAGAAAAGAAGAUAACAUUACGCACUAAGUGGAAAGAAAUAUACCCAUUGUUUAAAGAUGAUCCUAGAUAUUUGAAUAUGCUUGGACAGCCCGGAUCUACUCCUUUAGACCUUUUCUGGGACAAUAUUAUUGAACUGGAAAACGAAUUCCGAGAAAAACGGAACGUUGUUUUGGAUUGUCUGCAGCUUUUGCAGCUUAAAAUUGAAGAAGACUCUGAUGUUUCAUUAUUAGUUCAGUCUGUUAUGCAAGGCCUAAAAGGAAACAUGAUGGAAGAAUCUGUUACCGAAGAUAUUGUUUUGGAGGUUAUUUUACGUGCAAAAGAAAAGAUUGCGCAUCGUAAAGCUGAUGAGAAGAAAGCUGACGAACGCCGGAUUCGACGGAAAAUUGAUAACCUUCGAAGUGCUAUCAAAUAUAUAGAACCCCCUAUUCCUCUUACUGCCACGUAUGAAGAAAUGAGGUCUGUUUUGAGCAAUCUGCCAGAAUUUGCUGCUUUAGAUUCUGAAGAAUAUCGUGCUGCUGCCUUCGAUAAAUACAUUCGAAGGCAAAAAGAAAAAUUAGCUUCAGAGAAGCCGAUUAGAACAAGGAGAGGUUAUUACGACGAAGUUGAAGAUAGUAUACAUGGUGGCUAUUCGUCUAGUACUCGCACGUAUGAGACGAAGCCUUCCUUAGAUUAUGAUGAGGGUUACCCAAUGAAGUUAGACCAAGAUGACGGGCCCUCUGAAUCCGUUCAGCCAUCAAAUCGAAAUGAUUUGAAUUCCUUACAGUCAAACGCUCCUGCUGCCUCCGGCAUGGACGGAGAAUCAAGUGAGGAAGGUGAAAUCCACUAGUUAUGAGUUUGUAUUAUAGUCUGAUGCAUAUAAAAUCAUGUUUUAUUAAUUACUUAGUAAACCUCGUCCCUUAUAGUAACUGUCCUGUAGUCUCAGUUCCUCCCUAGCAGUCGUGGUUUCGCCUACCGUUCACCAAGCACCUA
Molecule: messenger RNA, 2620 nt
Organism: Schizosaccharomyces octosporus yFS286
Lineage: Eukaryota; Fungi; Ascomycota; Schizosaccharomycetes; Schizosaccharomycetales; Schizosaccharomycetaceae
Product: U1 snRNP-associated protein Usp104
Exons: 1
Coding region: 411-2477 (688 amino acids)
Biological process (GO): mRNA cis splicing, via spliceosome
Cellular component (GO): U1 snRNP; U2-type prespliceosome
Molecular function (GO): RNA binding; protein binding
Source: RefSeq, a predicted model, not a curated record